AUGGCUCACGCCAACCUGUUUACUGAUAUCGAAGAGUUAAAAGCAUGGGCCGGGAAUUUAGAUAUUCUUCAUUUCCCAACAAUCCAGGCUCGGAUUGAAGAUAUGGAGGCCUUGGAAGAGGCACCAAUGGGAAGUCAGGUUAUUGAUGAGGUAAUUUCUGCUCAUCUUCAUGAUUUGAACAAUGCGGACGAUGUUAAAGAGUGGGCUAGUAACAAUCACCUCCAGACUAAUGAAAUGGUGAAGAAAAGAUUAGGGGAACUGAAGGUUUAUCACUGUGAGUACUGCACUCAAGUGUUCAACAAGAGGAGCCAUAUCGCCAGACACAUACAGAAUGUACAUGAAAAGAAAACUUUGCCAUGUAUAAAGUGCGAGAAAAACUUUUCUUCUAAUUAUAACCGACUCCGUCAUCAACCGGUGUGUACCGGACCGAGUUUGAUGAUGCGGACAUACAGCUGCCACAAGUGCAAGGCUACUUUCGUUAAUAUUAAACAGGUGAAACAACAUUCUCGUUUCCACAUAGAUGAAACAGAUCACGCAACGAAAAGGAGACGAGUUAAUGAUACAGAUGGGGAUACAUCAUUUGAAACAACCCCCGGACCAUCUAGCGAUGAGAGAACAUCUUCAUCCAUCCCGACCCCCGGACCUUCUAGCGAUGUGGGAACACAUAUCAACCCAACCCCCGGGACUUCGGAUUCUGCAAAAUCAUAUACAUGUAGAAUGUGUAAGGCGCGCUUUACGAACCGAAAGUCCCUGUAUGUGCAUCAUAUGAGACAUAAACAGGAGGGUUCCGGAUUGAAGCUUCAACCCGUUCCAUUCUCCGAAGAUCAGCUCCGUGGAGGAAAAAUAACGAAACGGAUGAAGCUUUAA
Molecule: messenger RNA, 867 nt
Organism: Mizuhopecten yessoensis (Yesso scallop)
Lineage: Eukaryota; Metazoa; Mollusca; Bivalvia; Pectinida; Pectinidae
Product: zinc finger protein 805-like
Exons: 1
Coding region: 1-867 (288 amino acids)
Source: RefSeq, a predicted model, not a curated record